Pseudophryne corroboree (corroboree frog) is the source of this 2376-nucleotide messenger RNA. Its product is annotated as carbohydrate sulfotransferase 15-like. Gene Ontology annotation, biological process: hexose biosynthetic process. Gene Ontology annotation, molecular function: N-acetylgalactosamine 4-sulfate 6-O-sulfotransferase activity. NCBI's taxonomy places the organism in Eukaryota, Metazoa, Chordata, Amphibia, Anura, Myobatrachidae. The coding region runs from base 463 to 1959 and encodes 498 amino acids. The transcript is spliced from 8 exons. The record is from RefSeq and is a predicted model, not a curated record.
CUGCCAGGACUCUGAAAUAUUCAUCGGAUCACCGCUGCAGGGGCUACAGUUAAUCUGACACCCACCAUUGUGCAUUUAUCCCUGACAUGGGCCUGACUGACUGAGCCCUCACUGUGUCACCACAAUGCUGUAAAGAGAAACUGAAAGACUGAGGGUGAUGCAUGAAGAUUAGGAGCAAUAAUAAGUCAAUUUGUGAUUGAUAAAGCCAAUAUUUUAAAACCUUUGAGCACAGAUAAUAUGUUGGACAUGACCCUCGACAACCUUACUGCCACAUGUAUGAUCUACUGUUCUAGAAUCCGUGACACCAUAAGUUCUGUCAAUCCACUUUUGCCAUUAUUUACAGUUACACCUGGAUCAAGCCAUGUUCAAGUAUAAAUAUGGACUUCCGGAUUUCAGAAUUAACUCCAAACUGGUGCACGGUGCACUGACUUAUGCUGUUGCGAUUCGCUGCGUGUCUUUGGGAUGCCGCCAGUAGAGGGCAGUAGAUGGAGUCUUCAAAAGGGCUUUGGCAGAAGGACCCUGUGCAGCUUGCUUGCGGCAUUGUUAAUAACUGCUUUGGUGGUUGCAUCAUAUGUGCUGUCUGGAGGGAGAUCCGAUCUGGUCCAGGUGUUCUCUGCAUUCUCAUCUAGAGACUUUGCCUUCACAUCCAACCAGUCUGGUAUAGAGAGACCAAAGGGGGCUUCUCAGCUCAUCAAGCCCAGUCCUUUAAACCUGACAUACAUCACCCCUCACAUGGGGAUUUUGUCUCAAGAUGAAAGAGAGAUUCACUUAGCAGGACGGAGGAUUCCAGACACAGCAGAGCUGGAGCAAUAUGAACCACAUCUGUUCUCUGUAAUCCCACAUCAGUUCCUCCAUCUGAGUCGCAGCCCGUGCUGGUACCAGAAAUAUGAUGGCAAUCGCAGCAGUGAUCCCUAUGGGACAAACGCAUAUGCCUUAUACGCCAAGCGCUUGCAGACCAUAUUGGAAGAGAUGCGCCAAGGGUUCUGGGCAAGACUCCAACUUAGAAAGGGUCACCAGUACCGCUUGCGCUGUUUGCCCCACUUUUACAUCAUUGGACAGCCCAAAUGCGGCACUACAGACCUCUAUGACCGAUUACGCCUGCACCCCAACAUCCAAUUCUCUGUCAUCAAGGAGCCACACUGGUGGACAAGGAAACGCUUUGGAAUUGUGAGGCUGAAAGAACCUUUCCACCAGCCUUUCCCAGUGGAAGAUUAUCUGGACCUCUUUGAUUUGGCAGCACAAAAUAUUCAAGAUAAUCACAGAGGAGACACAGAAUUAGAAGCAGGGUGGAUGGAUCCCAUCCUCACAGGAGAGGCCAGUGCAUCCACCAUGUGGGACAACAGUGCUUGGUCUUAUUUCUAUGAUAAUGUCACCAACACAGAACCUCCAGUGUUAAUCCAAGACUUCAUCCAUUCCAUCCAGCCACGGGCAAAGUUUAUUGUCAUGCUUCGGGAUCCGGUGGAGAGGUUGUAUUCAGAUUAUCUGUACUUUGUGAUUGCAAACAAGUCGGUCGAAGACUUUAACGACAAAGUGAACGAGUCGCUGCAGAUGUUUGAGAGCUGCCUGCAGGGUUCCUCCCUCCGAUCCUGCGCUUACAACACUACCUUUGCAAACACACUUCCGGUGCGGCUACAAGUCGGCCUUUAUGUGGUCUAUUUGUGGGACUGGCUGUCCGUGUUUCACCUGGAUCAGUUUCUCAUUCUCCGACUGGAAGAUCAUGCCGCUAAUAUCUCACAAAGCAUGAGGCUGGUGUACACGUUCCUCGGUCUGGGGCCAUUGAGUGAUGAACAGGCGGCCUCCAUAACGCACAAACAAGCUUCCAACAGCCGUCGCCCAGAAGACUGCAGCCUUGGACCUAUGCUUCCUCACACCAGACAGCUCCUGUUGGAUUUCUACAGACUCUACAACCAGAAGUUGUCUCAGGUGCUUGCGAACAAUGCUUAUUUGUGGGAAACGUAAUAAAAAAGGAUUAUCUAAAUAAAUAUAUAUUUUUACCACUGCUGCAUGAUCAACUGCAUAUAAAGGUUUCGCUCUGACAUCUAGUGGCUGAUGUGGAAGUUGCAUGCAUCAGGCAGAAGCACGACUUACACGCCCUCUUUGGACCAAACUAUGGAACUGCAGUUUGAUGUGACGUCUGUUCUAAUGCAGCACUGGAUUACUUUGCAGAUGUGUUAUUCCUUUAAUGGAAUCUAAUAUACUUUUUAUGACUAUAUGGACCACAGCCAAGAAAACUGACCAAGCGUCACAAAGCCAAAAACAAAUAAAAUUUGUCAGAAUGAGCAAGCCUUCGUGGUGGGAGAAAGAGGAUUCUUAACGCACAGAAAAUUAUUUUUGUUCUCAAGCUGCACAGAAGAUUAAAUUAAUAUUUAAUUUGGA